Molecule: messenger RNA, 1023 nt
Organism: Rhinocladiella mackenziei CBS 650.93
Lineage: Eukaryota; Fungi; Ascomycota; Eurotiomycetes; Chaetothyriales; Herpotrichiellaceae
Exons: 2
Coding region: 1-1023 (340 amino acids)
Cellular component (GO): nucleolus; small-subunit processome
Molecular function (GO): RNA binding
Source: RefSeq, a predicted model, not a curated record
AUGCCGUCCACGCACAAAAAGGAUAAGCCGUGGGACACUGAUGAUAUCGACAAGUGGAAGAUCGAAGAAUUUAAACCGGAGCACAAUGUCGGUGGCACCUUCGCAGAAGAGUCUUCCUUUGCCUGUCUGUUUCCGAAAUAUCGAGAGCCGUAUCUGAAGCAAGCAUGGCCACUUGUCACAAAGGCAUUAGAAAAGAGAGGCGUCGCAUGCACACUGGACCUAGUUGAGGGUCGUAUGGAAGUCCGCACCACUAGGAAGACUUUUGACCCUGCCGCGAUUUUGGAUGCCAGAGAUGUCAUCAAACUGCUCGCACGAAGUGUUCCUGCCCCGCAAGCCAUCAAGAUUCUGCAAGAUGAUAUCGCAUGCGAUGUGAUUAAAAUUCGGAAUCUUGUACGGAACAAAGAAAGAUUCGUCAAGCGCCGCCAGCGCCUUCUCGGCCCAAAUGGCUCGACAUUGAAGGCGCUCGAACUGCUCACGAAUACUUACAUUCUCGUCCAAGGCAAUACCGUCAGUGCCAUGGGAGGUUACAAAGGAUUGAAAGAAGUGAGGAGAGUGGUCGAGGAUUGCAUGAAUAACAUCCAUCCUAUUUACCAUGUCAAAGAACUUAUGAUCAAAAGAGAGCUAGCAAAAGAUCCUGCGUUGAAGAACGAAAGUUGGGAUAGGUUUCUGCCUCAUUUCAAGAAGAAGACGCUGAGCAAGAGACGCACUCCCUACAAGGUUACGGAUAAAUCCAAAAAGGUUUAUACACCAUUUCCACCUCCGAAAGAAAAGAGCAAAAUCGAUUUGCAGAUUGAAAGUGGCGAGUACUUUCUUGCCAAGCAGGCAAAAGAGCGGGCCAAAGAGCAAGAACGGCUGGAAAAGCAAAAAGAGAAGAGGGAAGAGAAGCAACGUUUGCGAGAAGAGGCUUUCGUCGCGCCAAAAGAAGACCGACUUCAGAAAAAAAAGAACAAGAGCCUCCCUUCGGGAGAGGAUGAGGUUCAAGGAGCGAAGAAAACGAAAAGAUCUGAGAAGACUGCGGUAUGA